Vigna umbellata (rice bean) is the source of this 447-nucleotide messenger RNA. The record is from RefSeq and is a predicted model, not a curated record. NCBI's taxonomy places the organism in Eukaryota, Viridiplantae, Streptophyta, Magnoliopsida, Fabales, Fabaceae.
AUGAACCUAUUGAGUAGACUCGUCGGGUUGGGUAGCCCAAGGGCAGCAGAAAACAUUAAUUCAGCAGCUGCCCAAGGACCGGAUGAUGACAUACCCGAACCAGGUCAACAGUUUGCCCAGUUUGGUGCUGGUUGCUUUUGGGGUGUUGAGCUGGCCUUCCAGAGAGCAGUGGGGGUGACCAAGACAGAAGUUGGUUAUAGCCAAGGGCUGCUGCAUAAUCCAAGCUAUGAGGAUGUGUGUACAGGGACCACACACCACUCAGAGGUUGUCAGGGUCCAAUAUGAUCCCAAUCAAUGUAGCUAUGAGAGUUUGCUUGGUUUGUUCUGGGCUAGACAUGAUCCUACUGCACUGAAUCGGCAGUCUACAAGUUUGUUAUAUAGUGAUCUAUGUAAACUCUCGACUGAUAACCUUGGCUUCAAGUUUGAUGUCUACACUUCCCUGAUCUGA